GAGGGGAGUGAAUGAAAUAAGUAGAAGUAAGAGAAAUAAAGAAGUAAAUAUGUGUGUGAUUAAGUUAAGAAAAAAACAAAAGAGAAAGAAAGAAAAAAAAAGAUGGAAAAAAGAAAAGAAUUGACAGGAAUGAGACUCGCGGGAUCGGAAUCAUAUAAUUUUUAUUUCUACCUUGCAGAUGCUGGACAAGAUUCUACUGCAGGCGGCGCUGGCGGUGCUCGUGGGCGCUUUUACCAAUCACGUUCCCCCCGCCUUCCCCUUUCUGCCUUAUGUCUAUCGCCACUCCCCCUUCCAAGCCCCGCCUACUUUCCAAGCCCCGCCUACUUUCCAAGCCCCGCCUACUUUCCAAGCCCCGCCUACUUUCCAAGCCCCGCCUACUUUCCAAGCCCCGCCUACUUUCCAAGCCCCGUCUACUUUCCAUGCCCCGUCUACUUUCCAUGCCCCGCCUACUUUCCAUGCCCUGCCUUCUUUGCAGGUUCCGCCUACUUUCUCGGCCACGCCCCCUUUCCCCAUCCCAUUAACAGUACAGAGCAGCGUCCAUUCUCCUUCUCAGUACCAGAAGGUCUACUCAACUCCGUGGCAGUUUCUGACGCCGGUGUCCAGGAGCGAGAGCCAGACUCUGCCGUGUCCCAGCCAAGGAUUCUACGCCCAUCCCUCCAACUGCUCGGUGUUUUACAGAUGCGUCGACUACAUAGGCACUGGGACGUCCUUCGCCAGGUACCUAUUCCUGUGCCCUUCCGAUCACGUCUUCGCUGAAGAGGCCAGCACCUGCAUCCCGGGAGACUGCAGCAGCGAGUCUCCGGCACCAGGAGAACCAGUAACCGACGCUCCUGCAGUGGUUGAACCUGCAUUACCGACAGUAACGGUAUCACCGGGCUCUGUGGAACCCUCCACAGCAGAACCUGCCGUUCCCGACUCCUUGGAACCAUCUACAGACAACCCAGUAGAACCUGCCGUUCCCGAUUCCGUGGAACCAUCUACAGAUAACCCAGUAGAACCUGCCGUUCCCGACUCCGUAGAACCAUCCACAGAAAAGCCAGUAGAACCUACCGCCCCUGACUCCUUGGAACCGUCAACAGAAAAGCCAGAACCUGCCGUUCCAGACACGGUAGAACCAUCCACUGACUCUCCUGUGGAACAAACGACUGCCUCUCCAACGCCUGUGGAACCAUCAGCUGAGAACCAGGAAUGUACAAGACUGUUCAUCCAGCACACCAAGUACUGUAACGUGUACCACCGGUGUGACGAGCCUAAGACCUUGUACAUGUGCCCCGCCGGGACCGCCUUUGACCAGAGCCGGCAGAUGUGUCGCAUAGCUGCCCACGACGAAGGAUUGUGCGCAGGCCUGGAGAUAAUGUACACCCUUCAGCGGAUGGCCUUGUACAACGGCCACUUUCUCCUGCUUCCUUCUUCCUUCCCGCUCUGAAGUCGUCGAAAAGGAGGGCAAAAAGGAGGAAAGAUAAUCUUGACGAAUAUUCCCUCUCGUCAUGGGAGAAACAUGGCUUUCUGGCCUCUUUAGAAGUCUUUGCGAUUGUUAUGUUUUUUUGUAAUGAAAAAGAUGAGGUCAUUUUGGCUCUGCUAGAUUUUCUUUUCUUUCAUGAAGGGAUUAAUGUUAGUAGUAGAUUAAAGAGGAAAUUUUAAUCCUCACGAAAUAGUGAGUAUAGAAAUUCAGUUUUCGUCGAGAAGGAUCAUGUGUUCUUUGCAAUAUCCAAGGUGCCAUGUCAGCUGAUUAUAGAUUGUGUUCUUUUUAAAAGCAGUCUCAUAUGGAUAAUGUUAUUGUUAUUAUGUUAUGUCUAUGACUAAGGUGAUUUUAUUUAUCUAUUUAUUUGCUAUCACAUUUCUCUAUUUCUUCCGUGUUAUAUUGAAUCGGUAAUCAAGGGUACAUUUUGUUAGAUACCCUUAACAAUGUAUUUAUCUAACAUCUAAUUUAUUCUUUGUGUAAGUAAAACCUGACUAUAGUUAGAAUGAAUAACAAAAUGAUUAAUAAAAGGUGCAAUAAAACUCACACUUUUGUUUUACAUCGUUCUUUAAUGAUAUGUUAAGGCUUUCAGGUAUGUUAAAAGGGACCAAAUAUCACCAUUAUGUGCAUUCAUGAGGGUUAUGGAUAUAUAUUGCUAAUACUAAGGGCUUGUCAGAGACGCGUCAUGAAGAUGAUCCAGUAGACUAUGUUUUGCAGCUGCUAACAAGAAGCUACUUUAUGAUAGGUACUAACAAUUUCCUCUUUUGUUUUGGCUUUUUAUUAUUAUCAUUGUCAUUAUUUCUCUCUCUCUUCUUAUUUUUAUUUUUUUUUACACAAUAUGAGUCAUCAACCGAUCGGAGAAGAACAAGUAUAAAAUUAUGGCAUUCUAACUAAUAAGCAUCAUUAUAUAUGAAAAUAAAGACUAUUAUAUUC
Molecule: messenger RNA, 2392 nt
Organism: Penaeus monodon (black tiger shrimp)
Lineage: Eukaryota; Metazoa; Arthropoda; Malacostraca; Decapoda; Penaeidae
Product: adhesive plaque matrix protein-like
Exons: 5
Coding region: 179-1426 (415 amino acids)
Cellular component (GO): extracellular region
Molecular function (GO): chitin binding
Source: RefSeq, a predicted model, not a curated record